CCUCACAUGACUUUUCGAAGAUCGCGCUCUGGUCUGGAGGUCACAGCUGCCGCGCCUGAGGGGGUGAAAAAGUCGGAAGAUUCAUCCCACUCUCCCGCUCAGUGUGGCGUUGUUCGCUCGAGGCUUCGCUUCCGCCAUGUUCGCUUCAGAAUCCGCAUCGCUCGCUCAUUGCAUUAAUUCCUGAGGUAUCAGGAAGUAAGCUCUCAGAUACUGUUCCAACACCAUGCCUGCCUGCGUGUCACCAUACUCCUCACCUUGAUGGUCGUGGACUAAGCCUCUGAAACUGUUUCUGCCAAGAAGUCGGGUGUUAUUCUGAUUGGUUGUCAUUUUUUUGUCUUAAACAAUAAGAGAUCCUGUCCAGCUUCCAAGAAGAGAUCCUGUCCAGCUUCCAAGAAAAGAUCCUGUCCAGCUUCCCAAAUAUUUUUUGACGAAAGGCACCUUGGCAAGUUUCUUUGUCAAGAGAAAAUAAAGUGCUAAGUUACAACUGUGUUUUCCAAUAAUUGUCCACACAUCCUCCCUCCUCCUCUUCAAAGAUUUAUAUUCCUCAGAAGGACUUGGUGGCGUUUCCACAGUUGCGGUGUAACAAUUUGGACUUCUUCAUCAACCAGGGAUAACAUGGUCCACUACUGGAGUACGCCAACUGAGAAUUGACUUUGGAUUUUUUCACCUUUAUUGACUUUUAGAUUGGUGCUGAGCCCUGACCAGUCAAAGGUUCAUUAAGAUGGACAACAGGGAACUGCCCACACUGUUGAAUCUUUCUAUACAGCAUCUACUGAAUAAUGAGCCUGCAGCAAUUCAUGCUCUCGAGGUGAUACCAAGGGAGCUUUUUGUUCCAUUGUUCUCUGCUGCCUUCAAGGGUGGGCAUAAGAAUAUAGUGAAAGCAAUGGUGAAGGUUUGGCCUUUUAUGUGUCUCCACAUUGGAUCAUUAAGGACACGGGAGUCCCAGCGGGAACUCCUGAAAACCAUGGUCGAGAGUCUUCAGUUCCUACCUGUCCAGAACUCAGCUUCUAGGAGCCCUAAACUGAGGAUCCUAGAUUUAAGGCAGGAUGUUGGCUGCAAGAUCAUCUGUUCGGAGAGCAGUACUAAGUCACCUGCCUGUUUUCACUCCUGUGCUUACUCUGAGCAUUCUAUCUUGAAAAUCGAAGGCCAGUGUAGUAUGGCAAGUUCAGAACCUGAGGCUCAGUCCUCCAGGCAGGCUAUGGAAUUAUUAGUGAACCUUUCCCUUGAUAGAACCUUAAGGGAAACUGAAUUUUUGGUUCUGCUUCUGAAUAAAGUAGAGCAGAGCUCAGGCUCUUUGCACCUGUGCUGCCGAGAUUUGCAAAUAGACAAAUUGUGUGAUUGUAGAAACACCCUAUGUCAUCUGGAUCUGAAAUGUAUUGAUCACCUGGCUGUUGAUCAGGCUUCUCUGAGUGAGGUCACCACCCUUCUGGCUCAGGUGGUGCACCUGGAAAGACUUUGUCUGUGUAAAAUCACUUGUAGAUCUUUGAAUGGGGAAACCUUUCGAAAUUUUAUCGCUGAGCUUGGGCGUAUGGACCAUCUCAAUGAGCUGAACUUGUCCUCUUUCCGCCUCACAGAUCAUCUUGAAAAUGUCCUGAGAGUCCUACCAGCUAGUUUGGAAUUCUUACAUCUACCAUUCUGUGGACUUUCUUACAACGACUUCAAGUUUCUGUCUGAGUGCCCUCAAGCCAACCACUUAAAGCUCCUGAAUAUCAGCAACAACCCAAUGAACUGGGAAGAUAGUGAGCCCCUUUAUAACCUCCUGCAGAAUAACUCUAGCACCUUGCAGCAGCUGGCAAUCAGUCAUUGCCUUCUAACAGACUCUACAAUCUCUGUUCUCAUCUCUGCACUAAGUCGCUGUUCUCAACUCCGAAUCCUCAACUUUUCCUCCAAUCCAAUUACCAUGACUAUGCUAAUGAGAAUUCUUGAGCGCUUAACAUCCUUGGUGCAGCUUAAAUAUGUGUUUUGUCCUAUCCCUGUGCAUUGCUAUGGGAGAUGGCACUUUCAGGACAGUUUAGAUCGACAGAAGCUUGCUGAUGUGCAGGCACAAUUGAAAAGAAUGCUACAAGAGGCAAAAAGGAAUGACAUGCAUUGGAUGACUUUCUCUGAUUAAAUUUACAGUCCAACACAGUUUAACCUUGAUAUGUUCUCUUUAAGUAUUAAAUGUUUUUUCUUGAUCCCAUAGACUGAAUAUAUAAGGUUAUUAUGUUGUAGCAAAAUACAGUUAAAAAUAUAGGUAUGUAACUGAUUUCUAUAGAGAAUAACUUAGAAGAAGAUGGAGGACUCAGAGUGUCUGUGAGUCUCUUGACUAUUGUUCUUGAUAGUACUUCAUCCUUCCUACUAAAGUUUUAGGUAGAAGAGUUGGAAAGACUAUAUCAUGAAUUACCACAGCCUUGUCCUCACUGAGAUUUACUUCUGGGCACUUGACUGCAGACAUGACACUCUAGCCUUUCCUAGAUAUGUUUUUGGAGGGCAGGUAGUUAUUGAAACUGAUGCUUUUAUCCCCUGAGUUGUAUUAAGCUUCUAUAUUAAGAUGUUUUCAGUUGCUUAUGGGAAACCAUCUGGAUUUAACAGUGAGAUAAAGAAUCUGUGCCCAUUACCCAUUGAGUGGCUCAGUUUUUCUUUAUUUCAUACUCAUUUACCAAGGAUCGGCUUGCGAUAUUAUUGUAGGCAGCAAGAAUGAACAGACAAGACAAGGUCCCUGUCUCAAGCCACUCAGAGGCUGAAUGUUUCUGUGGUUUAUCUAUUCCUCCACCGUUCAUUAGUGCAUAGAAGAAAGUUGUUUUCCACUCUUGGACCCCGAUUUAUCUUCCUUGUUCUUGUUACAUGGUCUGUUCAAUGCAAAGUGAACUCUAUGAUGUUGACUCUUCUCAACAGAAUUCAUGGAUUCAAUGUUACCAUCUUGGAGACUUUCUCAAACAUCUGCUUGAUGUCUGCCUUCUGUCAUUGUGCACAAUGCCUGACAUAAUAGACAAGGAAGAGAACUUUGUUUCUCUGCUUUAGACGGUUCACCGUGAUUGUUUGUUGCACUGGUUUGGAACUUCAGCAGGGCAGAACAUGGUAAAGAGCUUGUGGCAGAGGGAGAUCCUUCCAAUUCAUGAGGCCAGGAAGCAGAGAGAGCAGGAGCCUGAGUCUCUGUACAGCCUUCAGGAGUAGGACUACAUUGAUAUGCCUCCUUGAGCUAGCCUGCUCUAAAGUUUCUACCACCUGCCCUGGAAACUGUUCUUGAACUUAAAACCUGUUCAAAAUUUUCACCCACCUGCCAUGGAGCCAUCAACUUGAGACCACCUUCUAUCAUAUUAGCUUGGGAGACAUUUAGGAUACAUGGCAUCCUUCAUGGUAUACAUGAUUCUGUUUGAAUAUUCGGCUGUUUCUUUUCUGUUAAAGUUGACACAAUUUGCUAUAAUAUUGUGUAGCAAAUAUGUAUAUGGAGUCCUUUAUAUUUGAUACUCCAAAAUGUCAUUACCAUAUAUAGAAAAGCAUGUUUGUUCAAGAUAUAAUACAAAAAAAGCAUGUCAAACCAAUUAAUUUGCAGUGUAUUUAUGUUAUGAAUGUAUUGAAAUGGGAGUAUACUGCAUUGCAAGGACAUAGCAAUGGUGUAUAAAAUUUAGUUUGUUCCUAUCACAUGCUGAAAUGUCAACACCACUGCAUUUUAAUUACUUAAUAAGGAAAUGAAACAAAAAUAUGCAGUUUUUUUUAAAAAAAAAACCUAACUGCAUUUCUAGCAAGAAAAAGCAAAAACAAUAAUAUGUCUAUAUUGUUUCAAUUUUUAAAUGAUAACAUACCGGAUUUCAGAUCAGCCAAGCAAAAAUAUAGUUAAAAGUUACAGAAUUUUGUUCAUAGUUCUCAUGUAUUGAGAUGAUAUUGGACUAUAUCUUGGAGAUAUAAAACAUGAAAAUUUAUCUACAAAA
Peromyscus maniculatus bairdii (prairie deer mouse) is the source of this 3908-nucleotide messenger RNA. Lineage: Eukaryota; Metazoa; Chordata; Mammalia; Rodentia; Cricetidae. The record is from RefSeq and is a predicted model, not a curated record.